Messenger RNA from Mytilus trossulus (common blue mussel), 2136 nucleotides. Its product is annotated as transcription intermediary factor 1-alpha-like. The record is from RefSeq and is a predicted model, not a curated record. NCBI's taxonomy places the organism in Eukaryota, Metazoa, Mollusca, Bivalvia, Mytilida, Mytilidae. The transcript is spliced from 3 exons. Gene Ontology annotation, molecular function: ubiquitin protein ligase activity; zinc ion binding. The coding region runs from base 82 to 2136 and encodes 684 amino acids.
CAUAUCGUAUUGGGGAAAUUUGGAUUCAGAAAAUUGUUUAUGUUCAUUAAUAAUAGAUUAUGAAGUGCAUUUAUUAGGUACAUGCACCUAUACACACAAGGAAGUUAUUUACCUAUAUGUUGUAUCAUGGCGACAUCAGGUCAUGUGAAAGAAAAUGCUAUAUUUACAUGUUCUAUCUGUUUAGAGCAACUUAAGUCACCUAGAAGUCUACCAUGCUUACACACUUUCUGCUUUCAAUGUAUCAGUGAGUAUAUUUUGUCUGCUGAACGCCAUGCCGGGCAUGAAAUUGCAAAGUAUACGUGUCCUGUAUGUAGAACAAUUGUAACGCCCAAAAAUCCAGAGCAAGAUACAACACAAUGGAUUGAAUCAUUGCCACAUAAUUUUACUAUCUCUGUUUUAAUGGAAACUAAGAAAGAGCCACAGACCCAAGAAUGUCAUAUUUGUAAACGCAAACAAAAAUGUGUUUCAGCGACAAAAUGGUGUCGUGAUUGCACUGAAGCUUUUUGUGACAAUUGUUGUGAAAUGCAUGGUUUAAUGAAAUUGUCGAUGAGCCACAAAGUUGUAGACAUUAUGAGUAUUCAAACCAAUGAAUUUGGAAUCGAUUUGAGUAAAAUUUCGGACGCAUGUCCCGUUCACAGUUCUAAAGUCGUGGAAGCGUACUGUUUUGAUCACCAACAACUCUGCUGCGUGUUGUGUGUAACGUUACAACAUAGAAAGUGUGAAGAUGUCCAAGCUAUUGAAGAUAUAACAAGUAGAAAAACCGACAAGGAUUCAUUUGAAGCAAAUUUAACUAAAAUUCAAACAGCUACUGAAAACUUACUGCAAGAACAAAAAGAUGAGAAGACUAUUAUGAAUAAAUCACUGUCUACUAUUGAAAGUACCGUCAUCGACUCCGUUAAUGCUGCAAAAGGUAGAUUAGAUAGUUUGUUGGUUGUAUUUUUGAAAGAAUUAAAGAUAAUAGACGAUAAAACACAAGGCGAUCUUGAUUCAAAGUUAAAUUUGGUUGAAAAACUUUUAAAUCGCAUCAAGGAUUUUGUCCGAAUUACAACAUUUAUUCGAUCUUAUGGUUCAAAACCACAACUCUUUAUUCAUCUCGAAAAAUCCGAAAAGGAGUUUAAUUCGGAAAUCGAGAAUGCUGUAGCGUUAUUACGUCAGGUCAGUGGCGUAGAAGCAAGCUUUCUGAUUGGAAAUUCACUUCAGAGUUUGAUGGAAAUGCAGAAUCUUGGAGAAUUACAUGUUACAGAUAAUUGUAGUAAAUCUGUAACAAAGUAUGAAGGGGUAUUAUCAGAUAAUAUGAGUUUACCAGCUGGUAAAAUAUUUGAUUCUAUUCAGUUGAUAAAAAGGAAAUUAGUUCAAAAUUCUGGACAUGAUUUGAAAGGUGGUAUGUGUAUUUCAGAUCAGAUAAUGGUUCUAUGUUCGUCUGGCAUGCUGAUUGUCACCGAUAUAUUGACAGGAAAAAUAAAAACAGAAUUUGUUUUAACUAAAGGCCCUAAAAGAAUAGCAUAUGAUACCGAAAAUCAGACAUUAUAUAUUUCUUGUUACAGUAAUUAUUUCUACAGUGUUAAAUUUGAUCAGAGCUUCGGAAAACAAACACAGUUAAAAAAUAUUGCACCAUAUAAUGGUGGUGUUUGUAUUCAUCAACAUAAUCUUUAUAUGGUUGUCGGUGGUGAAAUCACGAAAAUUAAUUUAAAUCGAGGCAGUGGAUUGCAAACCGCUUUUCCAACCAAUACAGAUUGCAGAGAUCUUAACGGAUUAACGAUUGACCACAAAAAAGAUCGUUUAAUUCACACAACCAAAGAUUUUGCUGUUGUCUGCACGUCUUUUGAUGGAAAGAAAAUAUAUUCUUACAAAGAUGAUGAAAUGAAGAAAGUUACCAGUGUAACUGUCAAUUCUCUUGGGUUAAUAUUUGCUGGUGAUGAAACUGGUAUCGUACAUUUGAUAUCUGAAUAUGGGAAACAGAGAAGAACCUUACUUGACAAAUGCGAGAAAAUAACAAGAUUGUGUGAUAUCUGGGUCAAACAAAUCAUAAUCAAUAGUAUAAGAAAAUAUAGAUCAUUAGAUCUUAGAUAUAAAACAGGUUGCUUGAAAAUUUUAAAGCAGCUAAAUCUAAUCGUGAUGAACAUUUUUACCCCAUGA